Athalia rosae (coleseed sawfly) is the source of this 1295-nucleotide messenger RNA. Its product is annotated as putative nuclease HARBI1. Bases 573 to 1088 code for a protein of 171 amino acids. NCBI's taxonomy places the organism in Eukaryota, Metazoa, Arthropoda, Insecta, Hymenoptera, Athaliidae. The record is from RefSeq and is a predicted model, not a curated record. The transcript is spliced from 4 exons.
CUGCAGCAGGUACGCGAAGGGUACCUUCCGUGCCCGUUGCAUCUGCAGAUGUAUGAUGGCGCCAUCCAUGAUUCGACCAUAACCUCCGUUCUGUCAAUACUCUCGGUUCAAACCGCAACUUGACUCAACUUCAAAUUUGUGAAAACAGAUGGAGGACGGAAUCGCAGCUGCUGUGGCGCUUGUCAUCGACAUGCCUUUGGAUCUGGAUCUUGAUGACUCCGAGGAUUCCGACUGUGAAGAUGCAAUAGUACUUUUAGCGGUAGUGAUAACUUUCAGCUUUCCUACAAUGUGCUCUUGAACUUAUGAGACUACGUUUGACAGACGAGUUACUAAUUGUAUUAUGUCUGAUCAAUAAAAUGAUUAUAACAACGAUCAAAGGCUAAAAUAUAUUUUCCCGGUAUUGCAUGUCGAGUCGUUAGAAAAUGUUGCAUAUCAACACAAAGGGUCAACUGUCUGUCAGGUAAAAAUGUUCGUCGAUGAUGUAAUAUUAAAACUGCAGAUAUUUUCCGCAGCAACUUAUUCAUCGAAACAAAAUCGAAAAGGUCGUUAAUUAUAUUGAAACAUGCCGGCGGAUGGAUCGCGAAACCUUCCGAUGUCAUUUCCGAUUGACUGUCCAAACAUUUGAGGUCGUUUUGGACAAAGUAUCUAUUGCACUACGAGCAGGAGCCCGCAAUGUAAAUAACGGAAGAAGUUCGAUACCUCCAGAAAAGAGUCUACUAUUAACAUUGUGGCUUUUAGCUACUCCAGACUCCUUUCGCUCUGUUGCUGAUCGGUUUGGAACCACCAAGAGCGUAGCCCAUCGUAACUUCUUACAGAUCACGAAGAUACUAUCUCAACUAGCUGCGGAAUAUCUAAGAUGGCCAACUAUACCAGAACUCAGACGUGUGCGGAUUCUGUUCGAUAAUUUGCGCCCUGAUAAUGGUUUUCCUGAUAUUAUUGGCGCAGUGGAUGGUACUCACAUUGCCAUUCGAGCUCCAAUAAUAGAUCCAAAAAGUUAUGUUCAUCACAUGACAGUCGGGUAUGGCGUAGAAGCCCCAUUUGUCAGCAGAUUGAAGAGAACGAAAUCAUUCCAGAAGGCACGCAUCUAGUUGGGGAUAGCGCAUAUCCUUUGCAUAAAUAUUUGAUGACACCUUACAAAGACAAUGGACAUCUCACUCGGAGGCAAAAAAACUACAAUUAUGAACUGUCCUCCAAGAGAGUUGUAAUUGAACAAGCAUUUGGACGCCUUAAAGGCAGAUUUCGGCGGUUGAAAUAUUUAGAUAUGGCUUUAAUGAAUAAGAUAAAAACUGUGGUGA